GACGCGGCAUAUUUGCAAAGAGUUCAAUUUCCAAGGGUGAAUUUGUGGUUGAGUAUAAAGGGGAUAUGAUAAAUGAUGCAGAGUCCCAGAGAAGAAAAAAACUCUACCACUCGUCAUGUCUUGCCUUCAUGUUCGCGUUCAAUAUUGAUGCCUCAAGAGAUGACGGAUCAUUUGGGAGGCUAAUAAAUGACGAACAUAGACGGCCAAACUGUAGAAUGAAAAAAAUCGAUGUCAAUGGAAACCCGCACCUUUGUCUGUUUGCAUUAAAUGACAUUAAAGAAGGAGAGGAAAUUACUUAUGAUUAUGGAGGGGAAGACUGUCCUUGGAGAACA
This is a messenger RNA of Menidia menidia (Atlantic silverside), 332 nucleotides long. Lineage: Eukaryota; Metazoa; Chordata; Actinopteri; Atheriniformes; Atherinopsidae. The record is from the annotation of a GenBank genome assembly.